Messenger RNA from Recurvomyces mirabilis, 828 nucleotides. RefSeq lists its product as uncharacterized. Bases 1 to 828 code for a protein of 275 amino acids. Gene Ontology annotation, molecular function: acetate transmembrane transporter activity. Lineage: Eukaryota; Fungi; Ascomycota; Dothideomycetes; Mycosphaerellales; Teratosphaeriaceae. The transcript is spliced from 4 exons. Gene Ontology annotation, cellular component: plasma membrane. The record is from RefSeq and is a predicted model, not a curated record.
AUGGACCACAAGAUUGGCACCGAAGCCCACCCAACCGUCUCGAUGAACGAAGGAUCUCCUCUCAGCCGCCAGCACACCGUCACCUUGAGUAACGAGCAGUAUGAACGUCUCUUCUUUCAACCGGCGGCUCCACGUCGUGGUGAUUUGGCCAAACGCUUCGGUAACCCAUCGUUGUUGGGUCUCAUUGCCUUUUUGAUCCCAUAUACCUCGACCAUCCUUACGCUCUGCCAAUUCAGCGGCGCCGUUCCACCGUACACCCUUGUGGGUCUCAGUGGAGACUAUUACUUCCUUGGUGCCAUCGCUAUGAAUUUGGCUGGUUUGAUGGAGUUUGUCCUAGGCAACACCUUCCCAAUGGCCGUCUUCAUCAUAUACGGCUGCCACUGGGGCAGUCUGGCAUACACCCAGGACCCUAUUCACCUUACCACGUCCGUCUUUACGACUGAGCUCGGUGGUGCUACCGGCGCUGCUUACCAGAGCUCGCAGGCAUUUCACAACGUGACGAUGUGCAUUGUCUCGUUCGUCCUUAUGAUCGGAACCCUCCGUGUCAACGCCUUUUUCGCCCUCACGUUCUUCGGCCUCGUGAUGCUCUUCGCGUUCAUCGCAGCAGCAGACUUUGCCGCGCCCUUGGCGGUCGACGCAGCCGGUUUGGCACACGUCGAGCACCUGUUGAAGUUCGCUGGAGGGUUCGGGUUCAUCGGUCUCGUUUGUGGUUGGUACCUUGCAAUCCUCGAAGUCUGCGAAGCCGUGGCAAUACCAUGCCCCCUCCCUGUUUUCGAUCUGGGCCGAUACGUCUUCCCACCGAAGUCCGAUCCAACCAAGGAGGCAUAG